Molecule: messenger RNA, 5656 nt
Organism: Lactuca sativa (garden lettuce)
Lineage: Eukaryota; Viridiplantae; Streptophyta; Magnoliopsida; Asterales; Asteraceae
Source: RefSeq, a predicted model, not a curated record
GAGUACUCUCAAAACUAUCGUCACCUGGAAGUAGACGAGAACGGGGAAAAGGCGAAGCCUACACUACCGAUUCAUAUGGUGUUCACUUGGUAUGUUUUCCGAUUUUCUUUUUUUCUUUGACCUAAUUCUCUAUAUUUUAUGAACUUUGCUGUAUUUGUUUUUUUAAGAAAAUUCAGCACACAAAUUGGGACCUGUAAGAUAAAAAAGAUAGUAAUUUAGGGCUAUUGAAAACGAUGCAUAUAUGUUUUUAUGUGUAAUAUAAUCCAAUUGCAUUGAUGUAUACUGGGAAAAUGAUCCAUCUAUACUUUUAUGAUUCUGUCUGACCUAAUUGUCACACAAAUUGGGACCUGUAACACAGAGAAGGUAAUGAUGCAUAUAAGCAGAUGGUGAUAGCCUCUGUUUUUCAACACACUUGCAGCUCCUAAUGGUAGAUAUAAUGUCACCACGUAAUCUGUAAUUACCUGUUUAAGGGAGGAAAUGCUUCAAGCUCAAUUAAACCUCUGCUUCUCAGUAGAUCCUUUGAUACUUAAAAGUGUUUGUAUUUUUUUAUUGUAUCAACGAAUCACCUAUAGACUAUAGUCCUAUGUUGACCUGUGCUCGUGAAAAGCCUCUAUUUUCUCUUGCUUUUGUUUACUGUGUGAAAAUUGGAAAAAUAAAAACAGGUUUUCGUAUUGCUGCUAUAUUUGGAACUGGUUCUUCUUCAUAUGCUAUGAAAGCAGUUCCUACAAAUGAAUUUUUAUUUAUUUAUGUGUGCAUAGUUUUACUAGGCCACAUAUUAUAUAUGCAUAAUGUAUGUGUGUAAUUGCUCCCAAUAUUAUUAGAUUAGGUUUUGUAUUGAUAUCUACUGGUACAUGAUACCAUAAUUAUUGUAGGUCAAUAGAUUUUUUUAUUUUUUAAUUCGCAUUAGUAAAUAAACCUUUUUCAGUAGGCAUUGCAUGUUGUCAAAGUUUGCACAUGUGUAAGUGUAAGAUCAUUAAGUACCUGAUAUGGUUUCUACUGUCCCUAAACUUGUGCUUCCUGUGAACUACCACAGUGAUGGUUUAUGUGCAUUUUUUCUUUCGUUUCUAUUUUUAACGUGUUUAUGGAAGUUUAGAUGUAGUUAUAUUAAAGAUAUUUUAGGUUAAAAUAUGAUUGUAAUUUAUUUUAGAUUAAAAAGAUACAAAUAAUAAUAUUAAAGAGGAAUACAGAGAAGUUUCAUGGAAAAUUCCACAAGAAAGAUGCAUACUUAGUGCAUCAUUCGUGUCCUCCAUGUUUUUUGUUUAUGGGUGUGAUUAGUGGGUUUACUUUGCUGACUUCAAUGUCUUUGUGUGGAAGAUUUUUUUUUUUUUUGCCAAAUGCAUUUACAUGUGCCAUGGGCCAUACACUAUUCCUCAAUAGUGUUUCAAUUCACUAACACCGAUAUGUGAAAAGCCAAAAACAAUUCUAAAAAUAUUGGUAUCAUAUUUAAAAGAAAAACUAGAGUAAAUUGCAUGAAUGGUCCCUAUGGUUUAAGGUAAUGUGUAUGCUUGGUCCCUUAUUUAAUAUUAUUAUUUCUCAAGUCGGACCAUCCAUGUGGUAUUGUUUUAUUAUGAUUUUUAUCCCUAACAGCCCUAAAAAUACAUUUUUUCCCUCACUAGAUUUUUUAUAUCUUUAAUUAUUUUUUGUACUUUAUUUUUUUAUUAUUAAAAUAUUGGAUCCCAUAAAUUCCCCAACCCCCACCCGCCCCGUUUUUAUCUCCUCAACGUCUCUUUAUUUAUCUAUUUAUAUUAUUAUGAAAAUAGGUAUUUUUAUUAUUAAUAUAACAAAUACCUAUUUUUCAAUUAAAUGGGUUGAAAUUGUUAUGUCUAAUGAAAUUGUAAUGCAUUUGAGAAAACACAUCUUUUAUAAAAAAAAAAUAUAUAAUAUCUUUAAUGUGGAGUUACAUAAUGUAUCUUUUAAUUAAGCUUGACACAUCAACCUUGUCAAGUCAAAUAAUAACAAAAAACUUAUUUUCUUGAAGUUAGUUUUGUAAAAUGAUUGAACAUCAAAAUUAAUUUUAUAAUUUAUAACUACUAUUUACAAAAUAUUAUAAAAUAAUCUUAGACUUCUUGAAAAUCUAAAUGCUUGUUUGUCAAUUAUUGGGUUUCAUUUAUUUUAUAUUUUUAAAAGAAUUGUUUCCAUUUACAAUUGCAUCUACCAUGUGUACCACAAAAAUACAACUUGUGCAUCCAAAUGUCCAUUAACUUCUAGUCUUUCAUGGAAAUAAGUUGUUUUUCAUUUAUGGCAUUAUAAAUGCAGUAGUUUCUUCAAUGUAACAACCUAUCUCUCCACUUCAACUUCCUUCUAAAUUAAACCAAGUUAGUUAAGGAGGGUUAAUAAUGGGAAUUCGGAGGGGUUUAGGGAUCCAUCUCAUUUUCGUAUGUGUUUUUUUGGUUGCAAACAAAUAUUCUUGUUUUGGUGUUGGAAAUGUCAGUGUCGCCUGCUCUCAAAAAGAGCGACUUGCUCUUCUCAAGUUCAAAGGGAGUGUUGAAGAUACUUCUGGAAUGUUGUCAUCAUGGGUGGGGGAGGAUUGUUGCCUGUGGGAAAGAAUCCACUGUGACAGUCUCACUGGAACCGUUGACAGCCUCAAUCUCAAUGGAGAUUACUAUUAUGGUAGCGAAGGAGACAACUACUUAGUUGGUAAUGCGGUGAACUCUUCAUUGGCUGAGUUGAGGCAUCUCAAGUACCUGGACUUGAGUCGGAAUGAUUUUGGAGGAAGCCGGUUCCCUGAGUUCAUUGGAUCCUUCAAACAGCUGAUGUACCUCAAUCUCUCUGCUGCUGGUUUUCAAGGUAUUAUUCCUCCUCACAUUGGAAAUCUUUCUAAUUUAAAGGUUUUGGAUCUCAGUUGGAAUGGUGAGCUGAUGUCAGAUGAUAUGUCAUGGACUUUUGGCCUUUCAUCACUCGAGCAUCUUGACUUGAGUUGGUUGAAUCUUAGUGGUUGGGACAAGGUGCUUUACAAUCUUCGUUCAUUAAAAGAGUUAAGUUUGCAUGGUUGUGGACUUUCCAAUGUCCAUCUUGGUCCUUUUCUUAAUUCGAGUAGAAUUCUUGCCAACAUACAACACCUUGAUCUUGGCUUUAAUUCUUUGAAAACUUCACUCCCUGGAUUUUUCCAAAACAUGACAUCCCUUGAAUUUCUGGAUCUUUCUGGUUUUAAUCUUAGUUUGUCAUGGAACUUUGCAAACUUGCUAAACAUGAUCCCUUCCUCUUUAUCAGAGCUGCAUUUUUCAAGUUGUUGGCUAGAUAAUAAGACUUUUCUAUCCUCCGCUCAUUUUAAUAUCAGUAUGCUUUCUAACAUACAACACCUGGAUCUUAGCCAAAAUUCAAUUGAAGGCAUAAUUCCAUCUUUUUUCACAAACAUGAGUUCCUUAAGAGUCCUUGAUCUCUCAGGAAACAUGCUGCAUUCUUGGGUUCCAAUUAUGCCUGACCUUCUAGAGCUUUAUCUUUCUUCUAACCAUUUUAAGAAUAUUGAGGAUGUUGGAAUCUGGAGACACUGUCACCUGAAAACAUUGGCUGCAUAUGGAAAUCUUUUUGAAAUAGAAAUGAAUGACUCACCACAAAACACAUCGGAAUGCUCCCGAUAUGCUUUGGAGUCGUUGGAUUUAAGUGGUUCUUUGAAUGGUACGAUUCCAGAAGCACUUGGAAGACUAACCGAUUUAAGACACUUAGAUCUAUCAAUGAGCAGUUUGACAGGUCCAAUCCCCGAAUUUGCAGGAAGACUAAGACAUUUAGAAAUGUUAGAUCUAUCUAAUAACCAGUUGAUCGGUCCCAUUCCUACAUUCAUUGGGAAUCUUUCCAGACUUGACCUUUCUUCCAACCAAUUGAAUGGUUCAAUUCCAGAAUCCUUUGGAAAUUUAUCAGCUUUAACACAUUUGAAUCUAGGAUCCAAUCGGUUAACGGGCCCCAUCCCAGCAUCUCUAGGAAGACUUGUUGCAUUACAAGAUAUUUUUCUUUCUUCAAAUUUGUUAAAUGGGACUAUUCCGGUUUCAAUUGGGCAACUUGCCAAACUCAAAUAUCUAGAUAUCUCAGACAAUUCCGUAGAAGGAGUAGUUUCUGAAGCCCAUUUUGCUAACCUUUCGAUGUUGGAGCACUUGGAUGCUUCUUCUAACACCAAGUUGGCAUUCAAUGUCUCACGUGAGUGGAUACCUCCAUUCCAGUUGUAUCAUCUUGAUCUCAGUUCCUGCAAUCUCACAAAUGGAUUGCCACAGUGGCUACGAAAUCAGUUCUUGCUCUCUGAGUUAGUGUUGUCGAAUGCUUCAAUUUCGGGACCUCUGCCCACAUGGUUGCGGAAGAUGCCUGUCAUUGAUUUCUUAGAUCUCUCUCACAACAAACUCAGCGGACCAUUGACAAACCUUCCAGAAAUAGGACUGGCAUUAAUACUAGCAAAUAACAUUUUCAAUGAGUCAAUUCCAAAGUUGUUGUGCAGAAUGACAGAUUUAGUUUUACUUGAUCUUUCCAGAAAUAGGUUAACAGGGAAAAUUCCCAAGUGUCUCCAGAAUCUGAAAUGGUUGGGUGCCAUGAUCUUUAGCUCAAAUUUACUUUCAGGUGUCAUUCCAAGCUAUAUAGCACUUAGUCAUUCAUCAUUGCAUUGGUUAAAAUUAAAUGACAACAACUUUACUGGUGAACUUCCUCAAGAGUUGGGGAAUUUAAGAUAUUUAAGAGUCCUAGAUGUGGGUGAUAAUCAAUUGUUUGGAAAGAUACCCCACUGGAUUGGAGAAAACCUGACAAGUUUGAUUGUUUUAAGAUUACACAAGAAUAACUUUACCGGGGAAAUUCCUGAAUCUUUAUGCAAAAUGUCAAAACUUCAAAUUUUGGAUGUUGCAUACAACAACUUAACGGGUAUCAUCCCUCAUUGCCUAAGAGAGUUGAAUGCAAUGGUUAAUGGUGCAGAAAAGUGGUAUGACAAUAAUGGUUGGGCUGAUUCUAAUGAGAAUGUGAUUCCGGUUAUGAAAGGUGUUGAUCUUGUAUAUGCAAGAAUUUUGGAUAUAGUUUAUAACAUGGACCUUUCAAGCAAUAAACUUGUUGGAGAUAUACCAGUGGAGCUAACUGCACUUCGUAUGUUGUUGGGUCUCAAUUUGUCAAAUAAUGAUCUCAGUGGGAAUAUUCCAGACAGCAUUGGGAACAUGACGAGGUUAGAAUCUCUUGAUUUAUCUGGAAACAAGUUGACCGGGACGAUCCCUCCAAGCAUGGCAGCUUUGACUUUUUUGAGCCAUCUGAAUCUGUCACACAACAACUUGUGGGGACGAAUUCCAACAGGCCAUCAGUUGCAGACCCUUAAUGAUGAUCCAUCAAUAUAUUCUGGGAACAGAGAUCUUUGUGGACCUCCAUUGACAAACAAUUGCUCAGAUCAUCAAGACCCAACAACAACAGCAAAGCCCAAGAAGAAACAUAAAGCAGCUGAGGAGUCAAUCAAGUGGAGAUGGAGGCUUUUCAUGUUUGUUGAGAAAAUCAUGGACAAGAUAUACGUUGGAGUCAUGGUAAGCGUUGCCAAGAUCAAGAGAGGAAGAGAAGCUGUAUAGGCGCUCUGGAAUGCAAGUAAUUCUCAGAUAUAUGUUAUCAAUGAAGUUUUUGUUUUAAUGAAACUAUUUGUAUCUAUGUUUGUAAUGUGGAUGUUGUUAAAGGUUUCAAUUUUAAAAUGUUUGUUAUAUUUCUCUUCCGUUAA